Molecule: messenger RNA, 1086 nt
Organism: Pseudomassariella vexata
Lineage: Eukaryota; Fungi; Ascomycota; Sordariomycetes; Amphisphaeriales; Pseudomassariaceae
Exons: 3
Coding region: 276-992 (238 amino acids)
Source: RefSeq, a predicted model, not a curated record
AGGAAUAUCAGGUCACGGAGGUUGACUUACAAGCGGGUUUUGGUGCUGCUUUCCGCGUUACAGUGUGCGCUGUGCGACGGCUAACCUUUCUUCAAUGUCAUGACGUCAAGAAAACGCGCCAUCCAUCAACGCGUCUUCGAUGACGGUUCGACAGAGCGCCAUGAUGCCAUUCGAACACAGCCGUACGACAAUACGUAGCCAUUGGUGUUUUAAUAUGCCUUAUUUCGAUAAUUGUCUCGUCAAACUUUCUUCACUUCGUCCAAAACAAUCUCCUCAUGUUCUCCCGAUCCAACUUCGUGCAAACCUCCGCAUCUGCUCUUCGAAGUACAGGACGAUCUACUUCCACGUUUAGAACUCUAUUCGGAUUUAUACAACAGAAGGUUAGAAUAAUGGCGACCGGAACCCCUUCAGCAUCUGCCCAGGCGCAACAAAACGCCGACGCGACGUCCGCAACACUCUCGUCAUACGACAUCAAGAACAAGCCGAUCAACGAGGCCCCAGGGGUGAAGCUGUCAGAGUCGCAAAAAGUGGUGGUAGGAAGUAUACUAGAUCUUUUCUCUGGCAAUCCAACCUUGAAACAUCUCUCCCUCUGGCACCGCGACGCCAUCUUCGCCGACAACAUCACGUCCGCCGCCGGAUACGACAAGUUCGCGGCGCAAUGGUAUGGUCUCCCCGCCGUCUUCUCGCCCAUCCACAUUCAGUCGCAUAAGGUUACCUCGGCAGGGAACCCUAUAGUGAUGGACUUGAGCAACAAAUAUGUUGUCAAGGGACUGAAGACGGAGAAGAUCAUGGACUCCGUGGUUAAGAUUCAUAUCGACGGUGAUGGCAAGAUUGAGAAAGUGGAGGAUAAGUGGAAUGGAAACUUGCCUGAGGGCGGCGUAGCGGAGGCUUUCCGAAAGCUUAACGCGGUGACGGUGCCGACGAUGGUGCAGGUUCCAAAGACGGAGGAGGAAGAUUUGAAAAUGAAGGCUGAGAGGGAGAAGUCGUCAUGAUGGGCCGGCAUGGGCAUGCAUGUUUUGUGAGUGAUGCCUCAUAAGUUUGAAGAGAUCGCAGCCCGCUUAGGAUUGUAAAAGUACCGUGACACAU